AUUAGGAAGAACACACCCAGUGACAUCAGUGAGGUUUGAAGAAGAAAAAAGGUCUCCAGUCAAAGUGUGCAGAGGAGGAACAAGAGGGCCGAAAGGUCCUUGCUAGGUUCUCUAUCCGUGUUGAGUUUUUUUUUGGUGUUUUUCUUUUGCUCCGGAGAGUUUGGGAACCAAAACUGUCCACAACUGUGCGUAAAGUUUGUACCGGAGCGCAGAGAGUCGCGUUUCUCAAGAGAGGAGGAUGUCAACUUCUGACGAGACAGACGGGCUCCGGCCGAGAUAUGGCUCUGUCCUGGAUGGCGUGGAGCGGCUCACAGCGGAGGAGAUGGAUGAGCAGCGGCAGCAAAACAUGGCCUAUGAGUACCUGUGUCACCUGGAGGAAGCCAAAAGAUGGAUGGAGGCCUGUCUGGACGAGGAGUUGCCUCCCACCACGGAGCUGGAAGAGGGGCUGAGGAACGGCGUCUAUCUGGCCAAACUGGGCAACUUCUUCGCCCCAAAAACCGUUUCCCUCAAGAAGAUCUACGACCGCGAGCAGACGCGUUACAAGGCGACGGGUCUCCAUUUCAGACACACAGACAAUGUCAUCCAGUGGCUCAACGCCAUGGCCGAGAAGGGCCUGCCAAAGAUCUUUUACCCUGAAACUACAGACAUCUAUGACAGAAAGAACAUGCCACGCUGCAUCUACUGUAUACAUGCACUCAGCCUGUACCUGUUUAAGCUCGGCCUGGCCCCCCAGAUCCAGGAUCUGUAUGGAAAAGUAGAUUUCACUGAGGAGGAGAUCAACAACAUGAAGAGUGAGCUGGAAAAGUAUGGAAUCCAGAUGCCCGCCUUCAGCAAGAUCGGCGGCAUCCUGGCCAAUGAGCUCUCGGUGGAUGAAGCUGCAUUACACGCUGCUGUGAUCGCCAUCAACGAGGCCAUCGACCACGGCGUACCAGAGGGCACGGUGGCAGCCAUGCAGAACCCCAACGCCAUGCUGGUCAGCCUGGACGCCAACUCCGCCCGCCAGUACCACGACACACUGUACCAGGCCAAGGGGAAGAAGGUGGCCAACUCGCGCAAACGGCAAAUGGAGAACGCCGACGCAGAGAGAGAUAUCUACGAUGAGCUUCUCACCCAGGCUGAAAUCCAGGGCAACGUCAACAACGUCAAUGUGAGCAACGCCUUGAGUGCGGCAGAGCAGGCGCUACUGAGUGGCGAUGAGGAGAAGUUAUAUGAGGCCCUUAAAGCCAUGGGCAUUCAGAAACUGCAGCCCCAGAACAAAGGCUGGUAUCUCAAACAGCUGCAGGCUGACCGAGAGAAUAAAGACCAGGUGUCUCCAGGAGAAGCCCUGACUAAGGAUGAGUUGCAGAGCGGCGUGCUCGUGGCCAAUGACAAUGCGGAAGCCUACCUAAAGAUGUUGAAGGCAGUAGAACGCAUCAACAGUGCGAUCAGGGCGGGGGUGCCAGAGAAGACGGUGGAAGAGCUGAUGAACCCCGAUGCUCAGCUGCCUGAAGUCUACCCCAGCGCUGCAGACCUCUACCAGAGAGAGUUAGUCAGCCUGCAGCAGCAAUGCCCAGAGGGUUCGCUGUCCCACCCCGAGCUGCUAGUUGCCGUGGAGAUGCUGUCGUCGGUGGUGUUAAUGAACGAGGCGAUGGACUCUGGAAACCGCGACGCCCUCUGGAAACAACUGUCCAGCGUCGUCACUGGACUCAGUAAUGUGGAGAGUGAAUACGCUCAGAGGUACAUGGACGAACUGCUGCGUCUAAAGGCAGCAGCCAGAGAGGAGGGCUCCAAAUAUCUGACCUGGAACGACAUUCAAGCCUGCAUCGACCAAGUCAACCAGACUGUGCAUGAGGAACAUGAGCGUAUUGCCGCCAUCGGACUAAUCAAUGAGGCCCUGGAUGAAGGGGAACCCAUGAAGACCCUGGCCACGCUGCAGAACCCCUCAGCCAAGCUCACAGACGUGGACCCGCCUGUGGCUCAGCACUACCAUGACAAACUGCUGGAGGCCCGCAGAGAGAAGGCUCACGAGACCCAGGACCCCUCUGCUGUGCUGUGGCUGGAUGAGAUCCAGGAUGCCAUUCUGAAGGCAAACCAGGACACACAGGAGGCCUUGCAGUUCUCGCGCUCCAUCCAGGCUAUCAAUGAGGCGGUGGACACUGGCGAUCCAGCUCAGACUCUCGCUGCUCUGCGUAACCCCGGGUCAGGACUGUACGGAGUCACCUCCGAGUGUGCUCAGACCUACCAGGAUGACCUGUCCAAGAUAAAAAAUGAGAAAAUGGCAAAAGGUGAUAAUGGCAGUGACUGGGUGAAACACUGGGUGAAGGGAGGACACAACUACUAUUAUAACCUGGAGACCAACGAGGGCACCUGGGUGGAGCCAGAGGGCUUUGUGCAGAACACCACCCAGCUCAACAAGGAGGACAUCCAGUCGGUGGUUUCCGGGGUAACCACAGCCUACAAUCGAGAGCAGCUGUGGCUGGCCAACGAGUCCCUAAUCGCCAAGCUGCAAGCUCGUUGCCGUGGCUUCCUGGUGAGAAAAAGACAACGGGAGCGGAUGAGCUUCCUGAAGUCUCAAGACCCAGCAGUUUCAUGCAUACAGGCCCACUGGAAAGGCCACCAACAGAGGAAGAAGUUCAAUGACCGUAAGCAGUAUCUGAAAGACCACAGUGACGAGGCCGUCAAGAUCCAAUCCAUGGUUCGGAUGCACCAAGCGCGUAAGAAGUACAAGGAUCGUCUAAAGUACUUCCAGGAUCACAUCAAUCAAGUGGUGAAGAUUCAGGCUUUCAUCCGAGCCAACAAGGCCAGAGAUGACUACAAGACGCUGAUCAGCGCAGACGAUCCUCCGAUGGCGGUGGUGAGGAAGUUUGUCCAUCUGCUGGACCACAGCGACCAGGACUUCCAGGAGGAGCUGGAACUGAUGCGGCUCCGCGAGGAGGUGGUCACCAACAUCCGCUCCAACCAGCAGCUGGAGAACGACCUGAACCUGAUGGACAUCAAGAUCGGCCUGCUGGUGAAGAACAAGAUCACGCUGCAGGAGGUGGUGUCGCAUAGCAAGAAGCUGACCAAGAAGAACAAGGGCCAGCUGUCCGACAUGAUGAUGAUGAACAAGCAGCGGGGGGGCCUGAAGGCCCUCAGCAAGGAGAAGAGGGUCAAACUGGAAGCCUACCAGUACCUCUUCUACCUGUUACAGACCAACCCCACGUAUCUGGCCAAGCUGAUCUUCCAGAUGCCACAGAAUAAAUCCACAAAGUUUAUGGACUCUGUCAUCUUCACCCUGUACAACUACGCCUCCAACCAGAGGGAGGAGUACCUGCUGGCCAAGCUCUUCAAAACGGCCCUGCAGGAGGAGAUCAAGUCAAAAGUGGACCAGAUGAAGGAGAUCGUCACAGGAAACCCGACAGUCAUCAAGAUGGUGGUGAGCUUCCACCGCGGUGCGCGGGGACAGAACGCGCUGCGGCAGAUCCUGGCACCGGUCGUCAAGGAGAUCAUGGACGACAAAUCGCUAAACAUUAAGACCGACCCGGUGGACAUCUAUAAGGGCUGGGUCAACCAGAUGGAGACGCAGACUGGAGAGGCCAGUAAGCUGCCUUAUGACGUGACUCCAGAGCAGGCCAUGUCCCACGAGGAGGUGAGGACGAGACUGGAAGCCUCCAUCAAGAACAUGAAGACCAUCACUGACAAAUUCCUGUCUGCCAUCAUUGUCUCGGUGGAUAAAAUCCCAUAUGGGAUGCGUUUCAUCUCCAAGGUGCUGAAGGACACCCUCCAUGAGAAGUUCCCAGAUGCUACGGAGGAUGAGCUGCUCAAGAUUAUAGGGAACCUCUUGUAUUACCGCUACAUGAACCCGGCCAUCGUGGCGCCAGAUGCCUUUGACAUCAUUGAGGUGUCGGCGGGAGGCCAGCUGACCACCGAGCAGCGGCGAAACCUGGGCUCUGUCGCCAAGAUGCUGCAGCACGCCGCCUCCAAUAAGAUGUUCCUGGGAGACAACGCCCAUCUCAAUCCCAUCAAUGAAUAUCUCAGUUCCUCCCACCAGAAGUUCAGGCGUUUCUUCCUGGCAGCCUGUGACGUUCCUUCACUUGAAGAUAAGUUCAACGUGGAUGAGUACUCCGACUUGGUCACUGUCACCAAACCUGUCAUCUACAUCUCCAUCGGAGAGAUUAUAAACACUCACACACUGCUGCUGGACCACCAGGACGCCAUUGCUCCGGAGCACAAUGACCCCAUCCAUGAGCUGCUGGAGGACCUGGGCGAGGUUCCCACCGUAGAGUCCCUCAUCGGUGAAAAUCCUCUUCCUUCUGACGACCCCAACAAAGAGCUGAUGGGGAAGACCGAGGUUUCACUCACACUCACUAACAAAUUUGACGUCCCUGGUGAGGCCAACGCUGAGAUGGAUGCCCGGACUCUCCUGCUCAACACCAAGAGGCUCAUUGUGGAUGUGAUCAGGUUCCAACCUGGGGAGACUCUGACUGAGAUCCUGGACUCAUCAGCAGGCCCAGAACAGGAAGCAGAGUACCAGCGUGCCAUGCAGAGGAGAGCCAUCAGAGACGCCAAGACUCCCGAGAAGAUGAAGCGGGUGAAGCCGGUGGUGGACGACAGCCUGACGCUGCAGGGCAAGAAGGACAAGAUCAAGAGCAACCUGCAGAGGCUGGCAGAGCUGGGGAAGGUUCACCCCGAGAACCGCUUCCAGGACCUCAUCAACGACAUAGCCAAGGACAUCAGAAACCAGAGGCGGUAUCGUCAGCGUAGGAAAGCUGAGCUGGUGAGACUUCAGCAGACAAACACCGCCCUGAAUUCAAAGACCAAUUUUUACGAAGUCCAGAUUGAUUCGUACAAUCAGUAUAUCAAGACGUGCAUGGACAACCUGGCCAGCAAGGGGAAGUUGUCAAAGAAACCAGGCGACAACAAGACCAAGAAGAGUAAACAGGUUUCUCAGAAAUACACCGCCUCUCGCCUCCACGAGAAGGGCGUGCUGAUCGCCAUAGAGGAUCUGCAGCCCAACCAGUUCAAGAAUGCUAUUUUUGAGAUUUCUCCAGCAGAGACUGUUGGAGUUUUUGAGGUGAAGGCCAAGUUCAUGGGCGUGCACUUGGAGACAUUACAGUUAGAAUAUCAGGAUCUCCUCCAGCUGCAGUACGAAGGUGUGGCGGUGAUGAAGCUCUUUGAUAAAGCCACCAUCAAUGUCAACCUGCUCAUUUUCCUGCUCAACAAGAAAUUUUAUGGAAAAUAGAAAAAAAUAACAGGGCGACAGACACUGAUUUAAUCCACAAAACCCACUUUGAGGGUUGCAGAAAGCCCUGACCCGAACCACCCUGGCUCUCCUACACAUUGCCUACUGCACUUCUCUUAUGUGCCAAUGCAAAUUUAUGUAGAUUAUUUUUUAUUAUGUGGAUCACCAUAUGUGCUUUAUUCUUAAUGGAAACACUCCAUUGUGCAACUCGAGCUGUCACGCCACAAGAAACUUGCUCAAGUCUUUUUUUUUUUUUUUGUCUUAUUGUCUGUAACUGCAGCUAGGUCAAAAGUUUAAGAUUUGUAUGUUUUGCUUUAAAUAUUAUGAAUAUCUUCUGCAUGGGCCUUGAUUAAU
Molecule: messenger RNA, 5554 nt
Organism: Etheostoma cragini (Arkansas darter)
Lineage: Eukaryota; Metazoa; Chordata; Actinopteri; Perciformes; Percidae
Gene: iqgap1
Product: IQ motif containing GTPase activating protein 1
Exons: 37
Coding region: 239-5200 (1653 amino acids)
Biological process (GO): regulation of actin cytoskeleton organization; regulation of GTPase activity
Cellular component (GO): cytoplasm; nucleus
Molecular function (GO): actin filament binding; calmodulin binding; GTPase activator activity
Source: RefSeq, a predicted model, not a curated record